This is a messenger RNA of Meloidogyne enterolobii, 883 nucleotides long. The record is from the annotation of a GenBank genome assembly. Lineage: Eukaryota; Metazoa; Nematoda; Chromadorea; Rhabditida; Meloidogynidae.
AUGGAAUCUGGAGGGCCGAAGCCCGAACAAACUCAACUCGGGCCUUCGGCCCGAGCUGUACUCCAAGUCCGGGGACGAGGAGGAAAAAACUCACCUCGAGCCGAAGCCCGAGCUGAGACUCCAAGGCAAAACACCAUGGAAUCUGGAGGGCCGAAGCCCGAACAAACUCAACUCGGGCCUUCGGCCCUAGCUGUACUCCAAGUCCGGGGACAAGGAGGAAAAAACUCAGCUCGAGCCGAAGCCCGAGCUGAGACUCCAAGGCAAAACACCAUGGAAUCUGGAGGGCCGAAGCCCGAGACUCUCAGACAUCCAACCGAAAGGAAGCAGGCUUUGUCUGUGUUUACUUUGAGGCCAGUCUUGGUCUGCAGACAGCGAUCAAUGCAGCACUUUUAACGAGCAAGCUAUGGUGUUUUAUGCAUUCAAUUAUAAACAAUGAACAAUGGAUAAAGCAGACGCCAUUGCUAGUAUCCAAACCUGAAUAUUUCCAUAACAAAUAUUCAAGCUGUUCACCGUUAUAUGGUCGUUGAACCAUAGCUCACUCAAUAAAAAAUCCUCCAUGCACCACCAUCCACCAUUUAUUUCACUUAGCUCUCUAUUGACAGACAGGCACCAUUCAUUGACUAACAGGAAUGUGAAUACUUGUAGGUGCUGGCUACAAAUAAUCACAACUGAUCAUAUCCUGUACAUACAAUCAGCCCUGUAGUCCUACCUUAACUCUCUCGAUCAACUGUCAAUAGAGGCUUUUUCUUGUUUGAAAAGGAUCCGCCUCUUUACGAUUAGAAUCUGAAAGGCUUCUGCAGUGGGCACUGAUCGCCUUGUUAUCCAUCUUUCGGGUCCGAAUAAAAGUAAAAAAAGUGCUGGCGUCCUCACUUAAGAGGCUCAU